This is a messenger RNA of Lachancea lanzarotensis, 894 nucleotides long. RefSeq names its product LALA0S08e02938g1_1 (gene HIS1). Gene Ontology annotation, molecular function: ATP phosphoribosyltransferase activity; magnesium ion binding. The transcript is spliced from 2 exons. Gene Ontology annotation, cellular component: cytoplasm. The coding region runs from base 1 to 894 and encodes 297 amino acids. Lineage: Eukaryota; Fungi; Ascomycota; Saccharomycetes; Saccharomycetales; Saccharomycetaceae. Gene Ontology annotation, biological process: L-histidine biosynthetic process. The record is from RefSeq and is a predicted model, not a curated record.
AUGGAUCUAGUCAACCACUUGAACGACAGAUUGCUGUUCGCCAUCCCAAAAAAGGGACGUCUUAAUGAAAAAGCUGUAUCCAUCUUGCAAGGAUCGGAUAUUCGUUUCCAUCGCUCUCAGCGUCUGGAUAUCGCCCUUUCCACCAACAUGCCAAUCGCUCUAAUUUUCUUGCCAGCGUCUGAUAUCCCAAUGUUUGUGGGCGAAGGUAAGUGUGACUUGGGAAUCACCGGUGUAGACGAAGUCAAAGAGUCAGAAGUCGACGUCAACUUGCCCAUAGACUUACAAUUUGGUGCUUGCAGAUUGCAGGUCCAGGUUCCUGCCAACGGGCCUUACAAGAAGCCAGAAGAGUUGAUCGGCAAAACGAUAGUUUCAAGCUUUACCAAUUUGACCAAGAAAUACUUCGCAGAACUCGAGGGCGUUUCUGUUGACCAAAUCUCCACAAAGGUCAAGUACGUGGGUGGAUCCGUGGAAGCGUCGUGCGCGCUUGGAAUCGCCGAUGCCAUUGUCGAUUUGGUCGAAUCAGGAGAAACCAUGCGUGCUGCGGGCUUAAUAGACAUUGCCACCGUCUUGGAGACAAGUGCCCAUUUGAUAGAGUCCAAAAACCCCAGAGGCGACCCCGAAUUGUUGCAAACCAUCAAGUCGAGAAUCGAAGGUGUCAUGACCGCCCACAAAUACGUUUCUUGUCAAUACAACGUUCCUACGUCGUGUCUUCCAGAAGUGCUAAAGAUCACUCCCGGCAGAAGAGCUCCUACGAUUUCCCAGAUCGACGAUGCUGGCUGGGUGGCCGUUUCUGCCAUGAUUGACAGAAAGCAAAAGGGUACGGUCAUGGACGAGCUCAAGAAAAAGGGUGCUGCCGACAUUAUGGUUUUUGAGAUUUCCAACUGCCGUGUCUAA